GUAUCCUUCCGUAGCGUACUUAGAAACGAGUUCUCCCGUGUCCGAGAAAACGCGUCACAAUAAACACCUGCGGCCACGGUCAAUCUAGGCAGUGCGGAGCGUGCGGAGGCGCUUCGCAGGGUGGCGUCGCGCGCAGGAGUUCGUAGGACGUGGCUCGCGGCCCCUGUGUCUCCUGCGGCUGAGUUAACGCGGAUCCGACCUCAGACGACCUGGUGUCGGCUGUCGGACGGGGUGUCCUUCUGAGAGGUGACUUGGUCCUCGGUGCCGCAGGGUGUUGUCCUUUAGAUGCGUCCCUACUCAGAGCCUGUUUCCUUAAUGGGAAAUCAUUUUCCUGUCUCUUCAGUUCUCCGCCCCUCUUCCACCGCCCCCUCCCCUCAGCGCUUGAAGCUCAAGGGACCUUGCGGAAGUCAACUUGUGGUACACUUCUUUAUGCGCUCGCCGGAUUAGGUUGUAAGCAACCUGGGGCCAGGAACCAUGCCCUUUGAAAUGUUUUCCUAGCUUCUGUCCGCGAGCUUUGCCCAGAGGAGGGGUUUGCGAAGUGUUUGUUGAAUGAACGAACGAUUCUGUAAAUGUGGAUCAGGAAGAGUUAAGCAGUGGGAAAAUUCAAGGCGGGAACUUCUUUCCUUUCCUUUCCCCCUCUGUGGCUCUCUGGCUCGUGUGCCAGGCGCUGCGCAGACGCUGGAAACACUGGGGUAAGGAAGAACCAGACUCUCCCCGGUGCCUGCCUUCGUGGAGCCAACAGUUGAGUGGGGGAAAACAGCUGUUGAUUAAAGGGUUCCCACACGUUGUACGUGAACUCAUAACCUGUUAGAUAAACCAUGGCGAGGGCUUGGGAAGGAAAGUACAUGAUAGAUAAUUAAAGAAGUGAUCAAUGAGCUACACAACCCGAAGGAUCAGUGUUAGCUGGGGGAACUAAAGGAGUCAGCACGGUGAAGUACUCGCAGGAAGCGAAACAGCAGGUGCCAUGGUCCUGUGGCUGCAAUGAGCCUUAUCUGAGAAUUGAAAGAAGUCAGAUGGAGCCCAGUAGGAUUUUGCUAUAAAAGAAAUAACCAUAGUGAACCCUCUGAAGCUGUCAAUAUAGAGAAUACCACCACAAGAAGGAACCAUGCCUGUGGAAGGAGGGAAAACGGAUAUGGAGAGGAUUGGCCUCUUCAGUGAGAUGGAAUAUGUUACUGUUGGUGAUAAAUAUGUGUCAUCGUUUAAUCGACCUUUUAAUGAGGCUGCAAGCAAAAAUAAACAGAUGCUACCUGGGGGAUCCAAAGAAAUGUCGAAUCUCCAGGCUGGUUAUUUUGAUCCCCAUUUUGUAAGGAUAUUUGAAGGUGAAGGCUAUGUAAGUCUGAACCAAGUGAGGAGACGGCAUAUGAUGGAAGAAGCAAAAAAAAAUCUAGGCAAAGCCUUCCUCCCUAGUAGUGGAGAUAAAAAGCCAUGUGGUUUAGGAAGCUACUAUGGCACAUUAGGUGGUCCCGUGCCAUUCUUCAGUGCACAGUCAAAACCCAGAGAAAAAUAUGAGGCACCUGGAAAGAAUUUAUACACAAACCCAGGAAAGAAAGGAACUGGAUAUGGCUAUGCAAAUAUUACCAUUGGUAAGCAGUUUUCACACUCUGCUGAUUUCUACGAUGCACCGAAACUAAAUUAUAAGAAGGAGAAUGAAGAACACCACCGUUUAGUUAAAGGAACACCUUUCAAGUUAAACCUUUACCCAAGGGAAUAUUUUGAUACCAAUCCUUAUUCGUUUGAGAAAACUUUACCACCCAUUAAAAAAACAGAGAAGAAAGAAUUACUUUCACAGCCCUUUAAGCCCUCUUCUCCAGGUAAAAAGGCUGGUGGAAUGAAAGCAGGAACGUUUGACCCUUACCCUUCACAUUCUGCUGACCCUUAUGUGGUUAAAUUGGCAACCCAGAUUUCCAGCAAAGAUGCUAAGAUUUUCCACCCACCGGGUGGACCAAAGAGCAGACCGAUUGAAAGUAUAAUGACUUUGAAUGUCAAAAGGGCACUAAAUAUCAAGAACUACAAGACUGCUUCAGUACAGUCCUAUUAACAUCUGGAAGACAAAUAGCUUUCUAGGUUGUGACUACCAAUAAUUCAUUAUCGAGUGCUAACUAUUUGCAAAAAACAUAAGAUGUGGAACAUAUCUCAAACAUUUAAAAGAUAUUUAAGCCUGAAAUUCUAAUAUUCUUCCUUGUUUUAGUACUGUUACUUAACAAAUAAACUAUUUGUUAAUAAUUUAA
This is a messenger RNA of Lutra lutra (Eurasian river otter), 2228 nucleotides long. RefSeq names its product chromosome 2 C4orf47 homolog (gene CFAP96). The record is from RefSeq and is a predicted model, not a curated record. Lineage: Eukaryota; Metazoa; Chordata; Mammalia; Carnivora; Mustelidae. The transcript is spliced from 8 exons. The coding region runs from base 1106 to 2038 and encodes 310 amino acids. Gene Ontology annotation, cellular component: centrosome.